Anthostomella pinea is the source of this 1737-nucleotide messenger RNA. Lineage: Eukaryota; Fungi; Ascomycota; Sordariomycetes; Xylariales; Xylariaceae. The record is from the annotation of a GenBank genome assembly.
AUGCUGAAGUCUACGUACAAGCCCUCGUCCGCUCUUCCACCGCCGCUCCCACCCGGGUGGUCAGAACACAAAGCUCCCACGGGCCAUACCUACUACUACAACGAUUCCACCAAAGAGUCCACCUACCACCGUCCUGGCGCCCAAGUGCCGCCGACAUCACAACCGCCGCAGCCAUCGAACCCCCACGCGAGCUUUUCCCAGUACUCCUCCGUACCGAAGCUAUCCGAUCCCGCCGCCGCCAACGCCUUCCUCGCCCAGUACGACCCUGCGCGCCAACGACCGGCGCAAUCCUUUGGUCAGCAUGGUCGAGGUGGCUACCGUGGCCCCGGCGACGGUAGAGACAGACCACGCCCCCAGCCGGUCGACAAGCCCAAGUCCAAGGUGCCUAUCCCUGGGUGCGAGCCCUGGAUACUGGUGUAUACGAAGUAUGGCCGCCGCUUUGCCUACAACCCGGCCAAGAAUGCCAGCUACUGGCGCAUGCCUGAGAAGAUCAUGCAAGGCGUCCUCGAGCUGGAUAUAAAUGGCAUCAAGGACAAGGCCAGCGGCGCCCAGGCAGAUGGCAAGGAGAAGCCAGGAACCACGGGGCCAGAGGCCAAAGAUGCUGCCGAGGUCGAGGAGGCGGAGGAACAAGUAGAGCUAGGUUCGGACUACGAAGAAGUCGAGGUCACAGAUGACGAGGAUGAAGAGCACGAGGGCGGAGAGGCUGAAGGCGACGACCAACAUCCCUCAAAACGCCAACGGACCGAAGACCCCGCUGAGGCCAUGGCCGCCGAGUUCAACGAAGACGAUAUAGCCGACCAAUUACGAGCAAUGGGCGAGGAUUACGGUCUUGAUCCUGGCGAGUACGAUGACGGGAAUCCGGAUGCCUGGCCUGAGGGCGCCGAGGGCUUACCCUUUUCCGACGCAGAUGCGCGAGAGCUGUUCAAGGAUCUGCUCAACGACUACGGCACCAACCCAUACUCACCUUGGGAGAAGCUGAUCGAGGAGGGGCGCGUUUUCGAUGAUGCGAGAUACACCGUGUUGAGCACCAUGAAGGCGCGCAAAGACGUGUGGGAAGAAUGGAGUCGGGAGCGGAUUCACAUCCUCAAGGAACAGCGUGCCAAGGAAGAGAAGAAAGAUCCGCGGAUACCCUAUAUGGCGCUCCUCCAGCAAAAGGCGAGCCCAAAGCUGUACUGGCCUGAGUUCAAGCGGAAAUACAGGAAAGAAGGCCCGAUGCGUGACACGUCGCUCAACGAUCGCGACAGGGAGAAGUGGUAUCGCGAGUACAUCAACCGUCUGAAACAGCCGCAGGAUGCGCUGAAGAAGGAUCUGAUGGCGUUGCUGAGAGAGAUGCCAGCGCGGGCGCUCAACAACAAGGUCCUACUCGAGAGCCUCCCGAGCCAGAUGCUGGCCGACGUGCGCUACAUCAGCCUGGACCCCAAGACUCGCGACCCGUUGGUGGAGGCCUACAUACAGACGCUCGGACCGCCGCCAGAGGAGGCCGAAGCGGAAGAGGACGAGGCCUCGAGGAAAGCCAGGGAGGAUCGCAGGAAGAGGGAGAAGGCACUGGAGGAGCGCGAGCGUUCGGUGGCCGAGGAAAAGCGCAGGCAGAGGCGGCAGUUGGAGCAUGGAAAGGCGGCCCUGCGAGAAGAGGAACGAGAGCUCGAACGGGCCAUGCAGGUAGGGAAGAAGGGCUUACAGAGUCAGCUGAUGGCGGCUCAGGAGAAGAGCGGCGAAGUUCUAGUGACCAGCCCCUGA